Boeremia exigua is the source of this 4073-nucleotide messenger RNA. RefSeq lists its product as uncharacterized. The transcript has 2 exons. Lineage: Eukaryota; Fungi; Ascomycota; Dothideomycetes; Pleosporales; Didymellaceae. Bases 107 to 3946 code for a protein of 1279 amino acids. The record is from RefSeq and is a predicted model, not a curated record. Gene Ontology annotation, molecular function: protein binding.
AGCGCGUUUGUUUGGCGGUCAUCGUCAAAUGAACCUGCAACAUCGCCGGGCGAUAUUGAGGAUACCAUCUCGCCCUUUCCAUCUGAAGGGUUGCUCCAUCUCCUAAAUGGUCUUUAAGAGCUUCUCCCUCGCGCGUUCGAGUCUUGCGAAAGGCUUCACACACGGUUACGCCCAGUCGGUAGUUGCUGGUGUUUCCCAGAACAACCCUCUCGCCACACUCCAGCACGACCGCUUUCGCAAAGGUCACAAGCAGCAGUAUGCUUUCGCCUCGAACUCUACCACAAGUGCUAUAAAGGCACUCGAUGCCGCACGCGCACACGAACACCAAGAUUCCGGGUUAGCCGCGUACUACUCAGCAUGGCAAAAGACGCAAAAGACAGAAAACAAGGAAUGGUCACAAUACCAGUUCCGUAAGCUUAUCGAGUACGAUCCACAACACGCAUCGAAGGAAGCUGCCGAAGCGAAAGAGGCGGAUGUCGCGGAUCAAGAGGCGUUGGGGCCCAGCCCUGCUCACGCUGGCGUUAAUCGCGCGUACAGCACGAGCCAGGUAGAGGACUUCAAGAAGGCGGUCGGCGAUGAGCAGGCUGAGGAGAUUGCGCUUGCACAGGUUGAUGAAGCGAUUGCGCAGGAAGCACUAAAGAUCAAGGCGAUUAACGAAGCACUCAAGGAGCAACUCUCGCCGGUCCUAGAGAGGCGGCCAGAAACGCCAGUCUUGGAACUCUCGAAAUCGACUGGUGGCGUUUACACUCCUCCAUCGUCGCUGCUUCCUAGCCCGUUCGACGAGAUUGAGGAGUAUACGGCACAGCUUGAAAAGCUUGCUGCGACCCGCAAGUAUGCUGAGAUCCCAGCUGUCUUCGAGUCUAUGCUCCUUGAUGGGGUCAAGCCAUCUGUCACUGCGUACAACUAUCUUCUAUCUGCUGCGAUCAACCUUCCGCGCCCGAGGCACCAGGUUGUCCCCAAGGCUCUUGAUGUCUACUCUGACAUGCUCCGCCGACGUGUCGCUCCUGACACCGCGACUUACACAGCUCUUAUUGAGCUACUUUCGGUACGCUCACUCGAGGUUGUCUCAAUGAGCCAAGUCUACGAGGAGAAGCGCCUCCGUUACGGCGGUCUUGAGGAGGAGGGCAAGUUCAUGCUGCAGUCGAAUGAAACCGACUUCGCCAUUCUCACCGAAGACGGCUCGCUCUCUGUUGCUGUCAAGCUUUUUGAUGCAGCUAUCAAGGUCGAGGCUGGCCAGAAGUUUUCUGAGAAGACUUACCGCCUCCUCGUUACAGCUUGCGCUGAGGGCGAGCGCGUGGAGGACAUGGUCCGCAUCUACUCCCACAUGGAGUCGCGUAAAGUGACACCAGCUGCGGACAUGUUUGUGCCCAUGAUCCAUGCCUUUGGCAAGUUCGGCGAUCUGAGGAGCGCUGUCGAGUGCUUCGAUGAAUACAAAGCCCUUGCGGUAGCCAACGACAACAGUGGUCUGCAACUCGUCCGAAAAGACAAGGAUGUGUACGCCGCUCUGAUCAAAGCUUACGCCACCUGCGAUCGUAUGGAUGGAGGUCAGAAGUUUCUGAGCAAGGUUGAGGCCGCACUUGUCAACCCUGAGGACAUCACAUCCCUUCGUGAUAUCGUCGGUCUUAAAGCGCUCCUGCCGAACUGGUUGAAGAACGGUUCCUUCAAGGAGGCAUUCGCCCACGCCACCGAAGUCCUGAGCCCCCAGGCACAGCACAUCGCCAUGGCUGCAAUCUGCAUCAAGGCUGCAGACCGCGAUGCCAUGGAUAUUGCUACAGAGGCUUUCGAUGCACUUCCUGCAGAAGCCGAUCUUGCCAGGCCAGCGAUGGCCAUGGGCGCUAUGCACACCCGCAAUGGAAACAUUGAGGCUGCUGAGAUCUUCUGGAGGAUGCUCGAACUCUCGCCGACCAAGCCCAAUUUCAUUGAGGCCACUACUAUGCAUAGCAUUGCUCUCAUCGGCAGCGGUCAAGCUGAGCGCGGUCUCCGUCAAGGCCGCCAGAUGUUUGAUCGCAUUCGGGACACAGUGUCAGGCUCUCAGGCAAAGAUGGAGGUCGUCGAGCACAUCGACGAGGCCAUUGAGGUUAUGGGUCAGUUCAUGAUGAAGCGUGGCAUCUUCCUUCCGCCGCGGGCCAGCAUGGAGCUGAUGUGGACGAUGAUUGAGAACGGUGGCCUAGUCACCCCAGUUGCUCACCAUUUAUUAUCUGGAAUGGGACCUGAGGCUAUCGCUCAACUCAACUUCGACGACGUCACGCUUCUGAUGCAGGUCCAAUCUGGAAUAAUCCUCCAGAGUGCGGAAGUCGAUGCUGCUCACGCUGCUCGGUUCGCUCAUCUCCUCGAGGUCAUCACCUCUGUCGGCACGCCUGUCAAUAAGACCACCUCAGGUCUUGUCGAGAAAGCGCUUGCCGCGCUUGACCGUGGCGACCUUCAGCACCGAUGGUAUAGCUACAAACACCCAGCUCCCGAGUCGAUGUACUCUCCUGCUCCGUUUGCUGCUUACCCUGCACCGGCGCCUGCAGCUCCUACAUUCGAGGACCAGUACGAUCCGUAUGCUGCGUCUACCGAUAACAAGGGCUCUGUUGCUAUCACCGAGUUGCUCGAGAAGACUCACGGUCGCACCGCAUCUCACCUCAAUGAGGCUCUGAUGAAGUUCAAGAACAUGCGUCGGGCUGGCCGCCACCCUAGGUUCUUCACCUACGCUAAGCUCAUCAGUGCUGCUGCGAAGGAGGACCGCUUGACCUUGUCUCACGACAUUCUCAACCUGGCCAAGCAGGACGUUCCCCUUCUCCCCCAGUACCGCAUUGUGCGUUACGGUUGGGUGACUAUCCUCGACGCCAUGGUCGCAGCCUGUCUUACUUGCGGUCAGCGCGACCUUGCUGGCCGUUACCACCAGGAUCUGCUUGACAUGGGCGCUGCGCCUACUGCCAACACUUUCGGCCUCUACAUCACCACACUCAAGGAGUCCACAAAGACCUUUGACGAGGCCACCGAGGCUGUCAAGAUCUUCCUACGAGCCAAGACUGAAGGUGUCGAGCCCUCAUCUUUCCUCUACAACGCUCUUAUCGGCAAGCUCGGAAAGGCGCGUCGUAUUGAUGACUGUCUUUUCUACUUCUCUGAGAUGCGCAACCUCGGCAUUCGACCUACGUCCGUAACAUACGGCACCAUUGUCAACGCCCUCUGCCGCGUCAGUGAUGAGAAGUUUGCUGAGGAGCUGUUCGAGGAGAUGGAGAACAUGCCCAACUACAAGCCUCGUCCGGCGCCGUACCACAGCAUGAUGCAGUUCUUCCUGACCACCAAGCGCGAUCGCAGCAAGGUCCUUGCCUACUACGAGCGUAUGCGCUCCAAGCGCAUCGAGCCCACUACCCACACCUACAAGCUGUUGAUUGACACCUUUGCCACGCUUGAGCCAGUCGACAUGGACGCCGCCGAGUCUGUUCUGGAGCAGAUCCGCAUUGCCGGCGCUGUGCCAGAAGCAGUACACUAUUCUUCGCUCAUCCACGCCAAGGGUUGUGUCGCGCAUGAUAUGGAGGGUGCCCGUCGUCUGUUCGACACUGUCAUCUCCGACGCCCGCAUCCGUCCCCAGGCGUGUCUGUACCAAGCGCUCUUCGAGUCCAUGGUCGCCAACCACCAGAUCGCCGACACCGACGAAGUCCUUGCGCACAUGCAGUCCCGCCGUGUCGAGAUGACGCCGUACAUUGCCAACAGCCUGAUCCACGGUUGGGCACUGGCGCAGAAUAUUGACAAGGCGAAGGCGAUCUACGAGUCUGUUCCAGAGACAAGGCGCGAGCCUAGUACCUACGAGGCGAUGACGCGCGCCUACAUGGCUGUUGAGAACCGUGCUGCUGCGAUGUCCGUCGUCAACGAGGGCUUGUCGCGCGGGUACCCAGCAGCAGUUGCCGGCAAGAUCCUCGAGCUUGUCGGCGGCGGCAGGCAGUCUGAGAUGGCGGCGUAAGCCGUCCUGCACGAGCUGUUAGUGUUUCUUCAUUUCUUUGCCCUGAACGGGCCCGGUUCAGAACAAAAGCCUUUAUUCUCUUCGCAACGGCCUUAUACCUUCCAAAAUGCCCCUCGCCCUUACCCGG